AUGGCGCUCCAUCUCGCGCGACCGUUCCUCCCCGCCGGCCUCCCGCCGCCGCCGCGCCGCCGCGCUCGCGCCCGACCACAUUCCCUCCGCCCCACCGCCGAAGCGCGGCCCCCGUGCUUCAGGAGGCCCUACACGUCCGUCCUGGUGGUCCCCACGGGGGUCGGCGCCGCCGUCGGGGGCUUCGCCGGCGACGCCCUCCCCGUGGCGCGCGCCCUCGCCGCCGUCUCCGACUGCGUCAUCUCCCACCCCAACGUGCUCAACGCCGCGAUGCUUUACUGGCCGAUGCCCAACACGCUCUACGUGGAGGGAUACGCCCUCGACCAGUUCGCCGAGGGCGCCUGGGCUCUCCAGCCAGUUCACCAGAACAAGGUAGGCUUGGUGCUGGACUCCGGGAUCGAGGAAGAGCUCCAGCUCCGCCACUUGCAGGUCGCGGAUGCGGCGAGGGCUUCGCUCGGCCUCCCUGUUGUAGAGUACACUGUCACGGACGCUCCUUUGGAGAUCAAGACAUGGUUCGAUCCAAAGUGUGGGAAAUCAACUGGGAGCGUUGGGAACUCUGAUUCUCUUUUAAGAGCGGUCGACGCGCUAGUGAACCAUGCUGGCGUGAAUGCUGUGGCAGUUGUUGCGCGCUUUCCAGACGAUGAUCCUGAAGAUUCAGAUUGCUAUCGGGAAGGGAAGGGAGUUGAUCUGUUAGCAGGAGUUGAGGCAAUCAUCAGUCACCUAAUUGUGAAAGAAUUCAAAAUCCCUGCUGCCCACGCUCCGGCAGUGUUGUCCCCACCACUCAGCCCAUCAGUGUCCCCAAGAUCUGCUGCUGAAGAGAUUGGUUAUACCUUUCUACCAUGUGUGCUUGCUGGGUUAAGCAGUGCUCCUCAGUAUGUGACAAGGAGGCAGGGAACCUCUGACAGUGGUUGCAUAGUGGCUAAUGAUGUUGAUAGUGUGAUUCUUCCGAGAGAUGCUUGUGGAGGUGAUGGCGCACUUGCCUUUUCUCGAACUGCAAGAAAGAAUAAGCCCUUAAUCAUUACCGUUCAGGAAAAUGAGACGGUGCUUGAUGACACCCCUGAUAAAUUCAGUAUAGAUGCGCUCAAUGUCCAGAACUACUGGGAAGCUAUUGGAGUUAUUGCUGCUCACAAGGCAGGCAUCAAUCCAAAUGCUCUAAGAAGACAAGGAGUUGAUCAUCUUAAGAGCCAUCAACGAUUGUAUUCUGCCCGAUCUUCUGGUCGCCGGCCAUAUGCCUCUUCUCCAAUGCAAGAUAAAGUAUAUGUACACCAGUUAGUUUGA
Messenger RNA from Triticum turgidum subsp. durum (durum wheat), 1275 nucleotides. Lineage: Eukaryota; Viridiplantae; Streptophyta; Magnoliopsida; Poales; Poaceae. The record is from the annotation of a GenBank genome assembly.